AUGACCCAACAACUCCCGAGACAUAUAAGAUGCAAGAGAUUUUUAUCAAGCGUAUGUGAUACUACUGUAUGGAAACCAGAAAAUGACUCGAUACUGGAGCAACUUGUGGCAGUUCAUGGAAAAUCACCAAAGACAUUCGAUAAAAUAGCAGAAGGUAUUCCAGAAAGUACUUCUGCAAUGUGUCUACAGAGAUGGAGAUACCUGCAUCCUGAAGAUAGCGUUUUAGAGAUCAAAGGUUACCCUCCAAAAGACAGUGAAGGGCUGGCUAGAUUGACGAAUAAAUACUGGACUGACGAGGAAGAUAAAAUUUUAAUAGAAGCGGCACGGAAACGAGGUCGAGAUUGGAGACAAAUUUCAGAGGAGCAUAUUCCUCAUAGAACAUAUUCGGGGAUUCGCUUUCGAUGGUUUAAUCAUAUUCGACCCCAAUUGAUUAAAGAAAAUAUAUCGCUUGAACAUUUCUAUAAAAUAGCGAAUGAUAUUCGGGAAAAUGGCCCUACUUCAUACUUGGAAAAGUUGAAAGCAUUGCAAUUUGAGGAUAAGGACUUGUUAGGAUCGGAAAGUGUAAACUCUCCGAUCAAAAUUCAGAAAGAAACAAUUAGAUCAAGUAGAUAUUGGACUGCCGAGGAAGAUAAAGUAUUAAUAGAAGCAAUGAAAAAGCAUGGGAGAAAGUGGAAGCUGAUUUCAAACGAGUAUAUUCCCAGUAGAACGCCCGUGGCUGUUCGUUCCCGAUGGUUUAAUCGCAUUCGACCGCUGCUGAUCUAUGAGUAUUUAUCGCUUAAACAAGGAAACGCUGGGGAAAGACCCACCUCUACGUACUUGCGGAAAUGGAAAUCUCUUAGUUCUAGACAUGCUGUCAUGCUGAAUGAAAAAAAAGAAACCAAGAAUGUUUCUUCUAAAGUUAGAACGGGCGCGACUAGAUUUAAGAGUGGAUACUGGACUGUGGAGGAAGACAAAAUCUUAGUUGAAGCAAUACGAAAACAUGGUCGGAAGUGGAGGCUGAUUUCUGACGAAUAUUUUCCCUAUAGAACACAUUUGGCUGUCCGUUUUCGAUGGCUUAAUCGCAUUCAGCCUCUAUUAAAAAAUGAGAACUUGUCGCUCGAACUAUUCAAUGAUGUGAUAGACAGUAUUAUUCAAAAUGGUGUCGAUAAUUUGGAAAAAAUAUCAAAAGACGUUCCCGCAGUAUCACUUGAUGCAAUAAGAAGCAUAUGUGGCAGAAGAAAUGAAAAGACUCGUCACAAACCUCGUCAAUGGACCAAAGAAGAAGACGAUUUUAUAAGAGAGCAAGUGAUGUUGCAUGGUUACAAAUGGACUCUUAUCGCCAGCAAGUUAACUAAUGUUGAAACAUAUCAAGUAAGGCAUCGAUACUUUUCUAAUUCUACUCGACGCAAAUGGACGUUAGAAGAAGACAAGAUUCUGCUCCGUCGUAUUGCUAAAUACGGAAUGAAUUGGCAACUUGUUGUUGCUGGACUGACUGAAAGAACUGAUAUAGACUGUCUCUUUAGAUGGUUAACCUUGUCGUAUAAUUCAUCAUCUAAGAACGAUUUUCAGUGGAGCGCAAGGGAACAAAAGGUGCUAUGGACAAGAGUCGCCGAUCACGGAGAUGAUUGGAAUGAAGUAGCAAAAGGAAUGCCACGUAGAUCAGCAUACGAUUGCAAGAGAUAUUGUAUGAGAUUUUAUAACAGCUUGAACGAUGCCAAGUUUGCGAAACUUAAUGCUUCCGAAUCGAUGUCCAAAAACUUGCGGGAAUUAGGAAGGUUUAUGAUGACUGAUCGUGUGAUUGGAUACAAUUCCCACUUGGGAGGAAAGACUUAUUACAACAAGCGGUCUUACUGGUCACAGGAGGAGCUAAACACGCUACGUACCAUGGCAGAGACUUAUAGGGGGAAAAUCAUAAAUUGGGAUAAAAUAUCCGCUGCCUUCAAGGAAAGAAGUCCAUCUCAAUGCCACGCGCAAUGGGAUCGUAUCCGCUUCACGCAGCCUUCUUGGACUGUUGCUGAAGACGAGAUACUGAAAAAUUUACUGUCUGGUAAUCCGUCUGUAGAUUGGACAAUUGUUGCCCAACAUCUGCCAGGCCGUACUGUAUUUCAGUGUAAAAAUCGCUGGCAUGAAGUGCUUAAUCCUAUCAGCAAAAGUAAACCAUUUUCGCAAUACGAACUUACUCUUUUGCGAAAAGCUGUUGAAGUCACGGAACGUUGCCCUAAUGGUGGUAUUAAUUGGUCUCUAAUAGUACAGAGGUAUUUUCCUACACGAGGUCGUAAGCAGUUAUCUGAUAGAUGGUACCGUUUGACGCGUGAAACGUUCUCGGAGAGGACGCUUGGUCGUUGGACGCAAGAAGAGAACGAGUUGUUGAUAAAGGGCGUCGAAAAAUAUAAGGGUUCUCCUGGAAUGUGGCAAAAGAUAGCUUAUACUAUUGGCAGCAGGACUAGAUUCCAGUGUAGGCAUCGAUGGACGUUUUCACUUGACCCUCAGUUGAAGAAGGGGUCGUGGAAUAUGGAUGAGGUGAAGCUGUUACUCGAGGGGAUUGAAAAACAUGGGACAAAAUGGGCAACCGUUGCCAAGACUAUUCCCGGGAGGAGUGAUAGGGCAUGCGUGCAGAAGUUUUAUGAGCUGAAGGAUUGUCAUGUAAAGCGUAAGAAAAGACGUAGCCCAGGCGAUUGGAUGCUAACUUUGAAGCUUGAAAACAUUUUACGGCGAUUCGAUAGAAAUAAAAGUUGA
Paraglomus occultum is the source of this 2715-nucleotide messenger RNA. NCBI's taxonomy places the organism in Eukaryota, Fungi, Glomeromycota, Glomeromycetes, Paraglomerales, Paraglomeraceae. The record is from the annotation of a GenBank genome assembly.